GGCUUGUAAGGGCCAACCACAUACAAAAAAACUUGCCUUUUAUCGCGCGAUAAAGCCUCUCUGAUCAUCGCGCGAUAAAGCAACUUAUUGCGCGAUAAAGCAAAUUAGCGCGCGAUAACAAAACUUAGUCACUAUCGCGCGAUAAAUAUCAACUUAUCGCGCGAUAAAACAACUUAUCGCGCGAUAACACUUUACUAGUGUUCAGGCUCCUACGGCCAUUUCGCACAUGGACAAGACGGCGAGCGAAGUUUAGAAGGAGUGUAAAAUGAUCUUUCUACUGUUCGUGUUCUACCUUCCAAUGACAGAAUGUGUUCUUCCUUCCUACAUACCAGCCAUUGAGGCAGACCGGAUCAACAGGCCGGCAGUAGCUAUCAUCACACAGUAUUUCCAUUUAGGUUUAGAAUAUGUUGAAAUUCUUGCAUUUUUGGCACUUUACCAUGGCAUCUCCUUAAGUCUUCGGCAACUCAAGCGCAUUCUCAAGGAGUGCAACUUAAGAAGACGAAAAGACCAUUCCAACACAGAGAAUAUCGUUAAUGCAAUUGAACUAGAACUUCAGGGUAGUGGAAGCUGUUUAGGCUAUCGACAAAUGCAUCAACUGUUGAGAAACAAGUAUUCCUUGGUUACAUCAAGAGAAAGUGUACGUUUGGCGCUAAGAGGACUAGAUGCAGAGGGUGUUGAGAAACGGUCAAGUCACAAGUUACGGCGUCGACAGUAUUUUGCAAAAGGACCAAAUUACAUCUGGCAUUUAGAUGGCUAUGACAAACUCAAGCCAUUUGGCUUUUGCAUUCAUGGAGCCAUAGAUGGAUAUAGUCGCUGCAUUCUCUGGCUUGAAGUUGCCUCUUCAAACAAUAACCCAAACAUUGUUGCUAAAUWUUACAUUGAUUGUGUGAGGCAAUUGUCAGGAGUUCCCAGGAUAGUUAGGGGUGAUUGUGGCACAGAAAAUGUAAAUAUUGCUCACAUUCAAAGAUUUAUAAGGGCUGAUGAUGAUGAUGCUUUUGCCAGAGAAAAGAGUUUCUUGUAUGGAAAAUCUGUCUCCAAUCAAAGGAUUGAAGCAUGGUGGUCACAUCUUAGGAAGAGUAACUCUGAUUGGUGGAUUAAUUUUUUUAAGCAGUUAAGAGAAUCUGCACAGUAUAAUGACAGCAAUCCUAUUGWGGUAGAAUGUCUCAAGUUUUGUUUUAUGCCAGUAAUACAAAAGGAACUUCACCAUGUUGCUGAAAUGUGGAACACUCAUCGCAUACGAAAAAGUACUAAUAUAAAUUCUCCUAGUGGUAUACCUGAUAUGCUUUUCUUUUUACCUGAAAUGAGAGAUACUCAUUGUUACAAAGUACCAAUCAGUAAUGAUGACAUUGAAAUUGCAGAAGAGCUAUGUGCUGAGGAACCAUUAAUAAGAGGUUGCAGUAAAGAGUUUAAUGAGUUGGCUGCAAUGAUUAUGGAAGAUUAUGGAAGAUUAUGGUCUUACACAUGCUGCAAAUGCAAAUGAAGCUUUAAAUCUGUACUUUGACAUUCUUAGUCAUUUGAGUGACCUAUAAUAAAACAUGCUUCAUUUUUUUAAUGGUGAACAAUGGUGGCGUAAUUAUUGUUGUUUUGGUAUGAAUGAAAACUGUAAUAUAUUUAUCACCACYCUUCUACUUUUUGUCAAAUUUUUAUUUAUUYAUUUUCAUUACAAAAAUGUAUGGUUUACCAGAAAGAAAAAUGUUAUCACACUUUACCAUUGUGGUGAUGGACGAAAACUUUAGAAACUUCUUUCGUGCAUUGGUGGCAUAGUAGUGAGAAUGCUGGCCUUUCAACACUGUGACCUUGGUUUGAUUCCAGCUUUGGUCAUAGGUGACCUGAGU
Messenger RNA from Actinia tenebrosa (Australian red waratah sea anemone), 1835 nucleotides. RefSeq lists its product as uncharacterized. Lineage: Eukaryota; Metazoa; Cnidaria; Anthozoa; Actiniaria; Actiniidae. The record is from RefSeq and is a predicted model, not a curated record.